This is a messenger RNA of Racocetra fulgida, 531 nucleotides long. The record is from the annotation of a GenBank genome assembly. Lineage: Eukaryota; Fungi; Glomeromycota; Glomeromycetes; Diversisporales; Gigasporaceae.
CCCCUGUGGUUAACGACCCCGACCACCGAAUGCAUUAUGAUUUUUGUGGAGAUUUAGGCAUUAAGAAAGUUUACCAACAAGCCUUUACGAGCAUGGCAACAUUGGAUAUUAAAGGAACAUUAACUCGACUAAUUAAAGAGUUAACCAAGGCCAGGUAUUUUCUGACCGUUGGACCCGACGAACUUCCCUUAUCUUCCCCAUCUUAUUUAUCUUCAAUUGUUUCUUCCGACGAAGGCACUUAUUCGGUUUCGGACCACACUACUUUCCAAUUUUAUCUUUUUAACAAGAUUGAGAUGAGUGCUAAUGCUCGGUAUUUAGGCCUAGUGCAAAAAUGUGGAAAUUGUCAAAAGUUCAUCGAAAACAAAACCGACUCUUGCCAAUGUGAACCCGAGCAGCAGCAGUUCCAGUUCGUUUUGCCUUACAAACUUUAUCUUAACUUUGCUCCUGCCGUUAAAUGUGAAGUUAGCACCGAAGCUACUUUUGAAGAUUAUGAAAAUCCUCUUCGUUAUAUGUCUUAUGUCAAAGUUAAAG